Nannospalax galili (Upper Galilee mountains blind mole rat) is the source of this 1714-nucleotide messenger RNA. RefSeq names its product RNA binding motif protein 42 (gene Rbm42). Gene Ontology annotation, molecular function: mRNA binding. Bases 175 to 1599 code for a protein of 474 amino acids. Lineage: Eukaryota; Metazoa; Chordata; Mammalia; Rodentia; Spalacidae. The transcript is spliced from 10 exons. The record is from RefSeq and is a predicted model, not a curated record.
GUGGCCAUGUCUCAUUGGCCCCAGUUCUCGGGCCUAUGGCGUCACGUGUCGCGUCUGUCGUGUUCGUUGUACGUCAUCGGCCAGCGCCCACCCCGCCGAGCCUACGGGGUAGAUAGUGGAAUUCCUGGCGGCGUCUAGAGCCAGAGGGGAGCGGCGACGGCGACUGCAGCAGCGAUGGCUGGGGUGGUGCCGGCUCCGGGGCUCCCGGUGGCGGGAGGACCCGUGAUCCCGGGGCCUGGUGGCGGCAUCCCGGGCAAGAGCGGCGAGGAACGCCUGAAGGAAAUGGAGGCGGAGAUGGCUCUGUUUGAGCAGGAAGUAUUGGGUGCUCCAGUGACCGGAAUCCCGCCUGCAGUGCCCACGGUGCCCACAGUAGACCCCAUGCAGGUGCCGGCAGCUCCUGUGAUCCGCCCAAUUAUCGCAACCAACACCUACCAGCAGGUCCAGCAGACCCUGGAGGCCCGGGCAGCGGCAGCAGCCACAGUAGUUCCUCCCAUGGUGGGCGGCCCUCCUUUUGUGGGCCCAGUUGGCUUCGGCCCUGGUGAUCGGAGUCACCUGGACAGUCCAGAGGCUCGAGAGGCCAUGUUCCUGAGGCGAGCAGCUGUGGCCCCUCAGAGGGCCCCUAUCCUGCGUCCAGCCUUCGUCCCCCAUGUGCUACAGAGAGCAGAUUCUGCUCUCUCUUCUGCAGCAGGUGGCCCUCGCCCUAUGGCCCUGAGGCCCCCUCACCAGGCCCUCGUGGGACCCCCUUUGCCUGGGCCUCCUGGACCACCCAUGAUGCUUCCACCAAUGGCUCGUGCCCCUGGACCGCCCCUGGGCUCCAUGGCUGCUCUGAGGCCUCCACUGGAAGAACCAGCAGCACCCCGAGAGCUGGGCCUAGGCCUGGGGUUAGGCCUGAAGGAGAAGGAAGAGGCAGUGGUGGCAGCAGCUACUGGGCUGGAAGAAGCUAGUGCAGCAGUAGCUGUGGGAGCAGGAGGAGCCCCCACUGGCCCUGCAGUCAUUGGGCCGAGCCUCCCGCUGGCCCUGGCCAUGCCCUUGCCCGAGCCUGAGCCCCUGCCCCUCCCACUGGAGGUAGUUCGUGGCCUACUGCCCCCACUGCGCAUUCCUGAGCUCCUGUCUCUGCGUCCACGGCCCCGGCCCCCUCGGCCUGAACCACCCCCUGGUCUCAUGGCUCUAGAGGUCCCAGAGCCACUGGGUGAAGACAAGAAGAAAGGCAAGCCAGAGAAAUUGAAGCGCUGCAUCCGCACAGCAGCAGGCAGCAGUUGGGAAGACCCCAGCCUGUUGGAGUGGGAUGCUGAUGACUUCCGGAUCUUCUGUGGGGAUCUGGGCAACGAGGUGAACGAUGACAUCUUGGCACGUGCCUUUAGCCGCUUCCCAUCCUUCCUUAAGGCUAAGGUGAUCCGUGACAAGCGCACAGGCAAGACCAAGGGCUAUGGCUUUGUCAGCUUCAAGGACCCCAGUGACUAUGUGCGUGCCAUGCGAGAGAUGAAUGGGAAGUACGUGGGCUCACGCCCCAUCAAACUUCGCAAGAGCAUGUGGAAGGACCGGAACCUGGAUGUGGUUCGAAAGAAGCAGAAGGAAAAGAAAAAGUUGGGCCUCAGAUAGGGUCUGUGGCUGGGCACCCCAUCACCGUGCUGGCUCCUCCCCACAGCUGUCUUUGGAAAAUCCCAGCUGUGCACUCACCCAUCACCAGUUUCAAUAAAUUUACCUUCAUUUCCAA